Molecule: messenger RNA, 2638 nt
Organism: Doryrhamphus excisus (bluestripe pipefish)
Lineage: Eukaryota; Metazoa; Chordata; Actinopteri; Syngnathiformes; Syngnathidae
Source: RefSeq, a predicted model, not a curated record
CUGAUACGAUUGGCUAAAAGUACAGGGACUAGAUACAUUUGGUCCAAUCAACGUCAAUACUGUACAUGACUCACAAGCUCGGGAGUGGGGGGUUGUUCCCGCCCCCAGACGUCAGCUAGUAGUCUAGCCGAAACAAGUCAUUUGGAGUGGACAUGAUGGGGAAGACGCUGCUUACCCUCGGUUAAGUGUUUAAACAAGUACAAAAUACAACUUUGAGCUUCUCGUAGCAUGACUAAAGCUCCAGUGUGCGAUUUUAAGUAACUUACAGUGCUCUUUUGGAAGGAUGGCAGCCUCCAGCAACUCUCUUCAGCAGUCCAGAGUGAGACGCAGCAAUGCGGGCUCCCCCGGUUCGUUCACCAACACCAGCUGCCGCCUGCACCCCAUCCGUGCCACCGUGCCCUACCAGCUCUUGCGCGGCGGCCAGAGCAGCCCGACGCGGCCGCACAACCUCCACGGGGGGGCCACGGGCAGCCGAGGCUCGAGCCCCCCAUCAAGCCCGACUUUCCUCCCAGGAAGUGGAAUCGCCAGGCAGAGGCUGUCUCCAGAAAAUAGAGAAUCCUGCCCCCCAGACUCGCCUGUUUCCAGAGCAGAAAGGUCCAGGCUGCAAAUGCGGACCUCCAGUGCCAUCCGGCGGACAUCUUCCCUGGACGCCAUCACGGGGCCGUACCUCACCGGCCAGUGGCCCCGCGAUGCACAUGGACCUUACCCCUCCAGUAUGAAAGACAAAUCCACUCAGACUCCAGGUCUCUGGAUGGAUGAGGGAGUGGAACAGGGAAGUCCACACCAGAGGUCCGCCUCCUGGGGCAGUGCUGACCAUCUCAAGGAGAUCGCCAAGUUGAGACUGCAGCUUCAGCGCAGCAAACAAGUCAGUCGGCAGAGCAAAGAACGCGACGCCACUUGUGCAGCACAAAACACACCACACAGCACCCAGUGUAGCGCACAGCACAAAGGCUCUUCAUCCACACUGACAACAAUCCCGCUGCCAAAGACGCUGAUAUGUCGAGUACCAAGCAGUGUGGAGGGCAUCAACCACGAGCUGGAGAAUGUCUUCAUCAGAGAGGACUGGGAGCAUGGUAUACAGGCCACAGAUGCCCUUGACGGACGGCGCGCCCCCUUCCCCGUCCAUCGCUAUAGCAACAGCGGGGAGACACGCGACACCGACACACAGGCCCCCUCCAGCGGCGAAUCCAGCCCGUCGCCCCACCCACUCAGCCCCGAACACCUGCACUCCCCUGAUGGGAGCCCCUCCUCCACGGAGGAAGUGGACAAAGACGGCGUGUGUAGUUCUCCUCUCCCAAAGUUUGCCACCUCGCCCAAACCCAACAACAGCUACAUGUUCAAACGAGAGCCGCCAGAGGGCUGCGAGAAGGUCAAAGUGUUUGAGGAGAUGGUGUCGGGCCAAUCCAAAGGCUUCCCCCUCUUCUCAUGUCCCGACAAAAACAAAGUCAACUUCAUCCCGCAAGGCUCCGCCUUCUGCCCCGUCAAGCUGCUCUGCUCCUCCCUCUUCUCCCCGGUGUCCUGUGCUUCCGUCGGCACCGGUCUCCACGGCAAUGAAGCACAGGCGACUCCCACCACCCCUCCACCCUCUGACGCCGUCACGCACGGGCCGGAAGCCGAGACAGGAAAGGACGGCUCUCCGCAACUUGUCCUCACCAGUUUGUCCUCAGCCAGCAGGGGAUGCCCAAGCUCCAGCUCAAUGGUAUCCUGCUAGGAAGAGCCUCUACUUCCUGGACCGGACCGAGCCCCUCCCCCACCCCCAACCCCGACUCAUUACCACAAAUAGCUUUUGCUUUGUUUUCAUUGGCUUUCAAAGUUUGUCAGCAGGAACAUCCAAUCAGCUUAUUAACACUUCCUAUAGCGCAGCCCACUAACUUUUAUAUUAUGGGAUGGCUUCAGUCUACAUCAAGUCGUGUUUGUGUUGCAGCCACUAUUUGCCUUCCUGCACGAUCACGACGAUCAGUAGUUCCUUAGCGAGAGACCAAAAGACUGAAGGCGGGGUAGGGGGAGAGAGGGAGAGAGGGAGAGAGACAACUCCAUAAUUGCGGAACAAAACAACUCAGGUUGGUGUGGAAUGUUCUUGUUUGGAUCGUCACCCUUCUUGAAGAGAAGCUUGAUACAAAGCCAAUCAGCAGAAUGACAUCACAUCGUGGAACCAGUUAAAAAAAAAGAAGCUUUCAGGUGCUACUACACAUUCCACAGGUCAGAAUCGACACACCCUCUUAAAGCGAUAGGAUGAGAAUGUACCAAAGCCAAGGGCCUGAGUAGGAAGUGUCAUGUAUGGAGCAUAGAUGCUAAUUGCUAACCCAGGAUAAAGCAUGUUAAAACCCUCUCCCCCUUUUUUGCUUUUUUUUUUUUACAUUUAGAUCCCUUUGCAAUUUCAAACAAUCAAAAUGUGUGCAAAGAACAAAGUGCACACAAAGAACCACUGAGGAUUGAAGUGGUUGGGCGAGCACAAGCACAAAUGACCAACGUAUGCAAUGCAUUCCAAAACACACUGUUUAAAUCCUGAUGUCGCUCAUGUGCUCAUUGUGUGCAUGAAGCAACUGUGACUCACUUCCCUGUGUAGUGUGCAUCUGUAUGUACAUCCUGUGUUUUUUUUCAAUAAAGACAAAACAAGUGACAUUUGUUUACUUUUUGC